CGCUGCUUCAGGAGGAACUCCAGUCGGUCUCUCUCCUCUGUGACUCGCGGCUGCUGAGGAUGGACGCUCGGAUCUUCACCCUGCACGUCCUGACGCUCUGCUGCCUCAUCCACGGCUCUCUGCAGGGGGUGUACCAGCGGCGCCUCUACAAGGAGCUGAUGAGGAACUACAACCCGUUAGAGCGGCCGGUCAACAACGACUCCCACAGCCUGACCGUGCACUUCAGCUUCAGCCUGCUGCAGAUCAUGGACGUGGACGAGAAGAACCAGGUGCUGACGACCAACAUCUGGCUGCAGCUGUACUGGACAGAUUUCUACCUGCAGUGGAACAUGUCAGACUAUCCAGGUGUGAGCAACGUCAGGUUCCCCGACAGCCAGAUCUGGAGGCCGGACAUCCUCCUGUACAACAGUGCUGACGAGAGGUUCGACGCCUCCUUCCACACCAACAUCCUCGUCAACUCCACCGGCUACUGUCAGUACCUGCCACCAGGAAUAUUUAAGAGCACCUGCUACAUCGACGUGCGCUGGUUCCCCUUCGACGUGCAGCGCUGCGACCUCAAGUUCGGCUCGUGGACGUACGGCGGCUGGUCUCUGGACCUGCAGAUGAUCGAGGCCGACAUCACCGGGUACAUCGCCAACGGAGAGUGGGACCUCGUGGAGGUCCCCGGGCGGAGGAACGAGCGUUUCUACGACUGCUGUAAGGAGCCGUACCCCGACGUGACCUUCACCGUGGUGAUGAGGAGGAGGACGCUUUACUACGGACUCAACCUCCUCAUCCCCUGCGUCCUCAUCUCCACGCUCGCUCUGCUCGUCUUCCUGCUGCCCGCCGACUCCGGAGAGAAGAUCUCCCUGGGCAUCACGGUGCUGCUCUCUCUGACCGUCUUCAUGCUGCUGGUCGCUGAGAUCAUGCCGGCGACGUCCGACUCUGUUCCUCUGAUAGCUCAGUACUUUGCGACCACCAUGGUGAUCGUGGGUCUGUCGGUCAUCGCCACAGUUCUGGUUCUGCAGUAUCAUCACCACGACCCCGAUGGAGGACACAUGCCACAAUGGACUCGUGUAAUUUUGUUGAACUGGUGCGCCUGGUUCCUGAGGAUGCGGCGUCCCGGUGAGGCGAAGGUCCGCCUGGCGUGUCACAACGCCACCAAGCAUCGGCGCGGCAGCCUGUCCAGCCUGGAGCUCAGCGUCAGCCAGGGGUCGCUGCGACAUCACCCGCAGGUAACCAACGGCAACCUCCUCUACGUCGGCUUCCGAGGCAUGGAGGGGCUGCACUACGCCUCGCCCACCGAGCCUGAACUCCUCUGUUCGAGGCUGGUGGGAGGUGGCGCCGGUGGGGAGGAGGAUGCCCUGAGAGCAGGGGGCGGGGCCGGAGGAAGAGGGGGAGGAGCAGCGGUGGGGGGCUCGACGGUGGAGGCGGAGCUGAACCAGAUCCUGGAGGAGGUGAGGUACAUCGCCAGGCGUUUCCGCGGGCAGGACGAGGAGGAGACCGUCUGCAGCGAGUGGAAGUUUGCUGCGGCGGUGAUUGACCGGCUGUGUCUGGUGGCGUUCUCGCUCUUCACCAUCCUCUGCACCAUCGGCAUCCUCAUGUCGGCUCCCAACUUCGUGGAGGCCAUUUCCAAAGACUUCUUCAGCUGAGGAGGAGAGAAGGAGGCGAGGUGGAAAGAUGGUCUGUUGACUCCAGAAAUCUCCUGUAACUGUUGACUGUACAUAUGUAGAAUGAACGUUGUUGAGUGUUUUCAUUUCAAGGCAGCUGCAAUAACGUGAGAAACUGUUGUCUCUGUCUCUUGGGAGAAAAUAUCAGGCUUAAAGCUCCAUAUUUUCUUCUUCUUCUGUGUUUUAUUUGAAGUGUUGGUCCAUUAGAAGAUAUAAAAACCAUCUCAGUGUAGUUUCACAUCUCCUCUCUCAGGCUUCUCUCUGGAGCUCUAGUAACAUCAGGUCUGUGAGCCAAUCAGAAGAGAGGAGGCUCUGAGCCUCUCUUCUGAUUGGCUGACUGUUUUCUGAGUGAUCCAAUAAAAAUAAAGCAGAUUUCAGGUAAAAACACUCAGAGAAACCAAAUCCUGCAAGGUUUGGAUGGUGGGUCCAGGUGGGCGGGGCUUGGUGACUGCUUUGUUGUGACAUCACAAAGUUCCAGAAGUCCUGACGGCUGGUUUUAAGGCUCAGUUUCUGAAUACAGGCUGUGUGCAUUUCUCUGUGGACUGAGGCUUUGAUACUUUCACAGUAUUAAUAUAGAAGCUAGAGCUGAUCUAUAAUAUAUAAUCACACUACACAUGGACACAGACCUUUACACUGGAGGAGCUUUAAUAGUAAAUCCAUACAUGACUCUACUCAUUCAUUCCCACAUGAAAAUUUUAAAAUAGAUUUUUUUAUCACGAGUAGAAAUCAUCAAAUACAAAAUGUUAGAGGUAUUUGGCCGAUGAAAACUUUAUUUUAUGUGUAAAUUAAAUCAUGAUUCCUCAGCUCCAACAUCAUUCAGACUAGUUGUAAAAACACUUUAUAAUUACUUCUGUGGUGCUCAGAUGUCUUUUAACAGCUUUAACUGACAGCUAGCAGCAAGUAGUGAAGUGGGUAGAAAUUAUCAGCAAAGUAAGAGUUUAUCAGCUGACUCUCUAUGGUAGAGAAAAUAGAAAUAUGUAUUACACACUUUCUUGAAUAACAAAAUAUUUUUACACCUUUGAGUGUGACAAGAUAUUUUCCACCAGUUCUAUUACAGUUCUGUAAUUCCUGAUCUUUUUAUCCAGUUUCAAUGUGACAAGACUGAGAUACAUCCCAUUUUGUUAAGUGUUUAAAUGUAAAUGUGUAAAAGCCUCUGUCACGAAGAUGAACUGAACUUGUAACUGUGUGUUUCCCUGCCGACGGUGUGAAGUCUGACCAGGUUGUGAUUUCAGAGUGACUGCGGUUCAUCAGCUGUCGAAGUGUUUGUUGAGGUGAAACAGUCAGUCAGGCAGUUAACACGUUCAGUCACAGCCCGCUCUCUCUUCACUCUGCUCUUUGGAAAUAAAUGUAUUUUUCUUAAACACCAGGCGCUGAUGUGGAUCCUUCCAGCCGUCACAGUUUGAAUCAGAAAAUGUCCAACUUUUCUGCUCUACAGAUUCUCACCUUCAUUCAAAACGUUCAAAUGACGACGAUGAUGAUCAGCAUCGGCUGCCAAACAAAAACUGUACAAUUCAAGUAAAAUAUCCUAAUUCAAAUAAAGUGUAAAAACAAUACAUUUACAGAAAGUUUCAUUAAUAUUUCUACAGCGAAAAACUGUUAUUUUACAGAUUUCUCCUAAAUUAUUCUGAUCAAACUCCUUCAAUAAAGUGAC
Messenger RNA from Seriola aureovittata, 3300 nucleotides. Its product is annotated as neuronal acetylcholine receptor subunit alpha-7. The transcript is spliced from 10 exons. NCBI's taxonomy places the organism in Eukaryota, Metazoa, Chordata, Actinopteri, Carangiformes, Carangidae. The record is from RefSeq and is a predicted model, not a curated record. The coding region runs from base 60 to 1631 and encodes 523 amino acids. Gene Ontology annotation, molecular function: acetylcholine-gated monoatomic cation-selective channel activity; transmembrane signaling receptor activity. Gene Ontology annotation, cellular component: synapse; neuron projection; postsynaptic membrane. Gene Ontology annotation, biological process: regulation of membrane potential; signal transduction; monoatomic ion transmembrane transport.